GAUUAGCACCUGAUCUUUUCGUAGCUUUGCUUUCCCUCUCUUGUUUGCAAUUAGCACUCCAUCUUGAAAUGGACAGCAAUAGAGAAGAGAUCUAGAGCAGAUUUAUUUCUGAAUGGGAUGGGAUCAUGACAAAUCUGAGAAGGAAUCAUACUAUUUAAGCAAAGAGCAGAGGCAGCAGGAUGGAGUCCGCUCCACGCCACAGGGAUCCUAUAAAUUCCCCGCCUUUUCCUCCCCACUCCACUCAUCACAGAACCUCACCUCCCCUCUCUCUCCCCCAAGGCUUCAAGCUCUCCAGCUAGACUGUCCUGCUUCGGCGCUACUGUGCACAGCCAUCGGCAGCACACAGCAGAGUCUAUCCUGUCCUGUGGGCAUUGAGCAGCAGCAGCAAUGGAGAGCCCUGCGCAGGCGCCCAGGCAGCUGCCGCCGGGGUUCCGGUUCCACCCCACCGACGAGGAGCUGGUGGUGCAGUACCUCCGCCGGAAGGUUCUGGCUCGCCCGCUGCCGGCCGCCGUCAUCCCUGUCGUCCACGACGUCGCCAGGCUAGAUCCAUGGGACCUCCCUGGAGCGAGCGAAGGGGAGGGGUACUUCUUUAGCCUGCGGCGAGCGCCGGCGACCGGCCGCGGCGGCCGCCGGAGGAGAGCCGGCAGCGGGUACUGGAAGACCACGGGGAAGGAGACGCCCGUGUUCCUGCAGUGCGGUGGCAGGCGGCAGCUGCUCGUGGGCGUCAAGACGGCGCUCGCCUUCCAUCGCGGUGAGCCGUCGUCGUCGCGGACAGGUUGGGUCAUGCACGAGUACCGGCUCGCCGUGCCCGGCGGCCCGGCCGUGGCGGAGCAGAGGAAGAAUGCAAAUCAUGGCCGCGUUGCUGAGCCGGGGGAGUGGAUCGUGUGCCGGGUCUCUCCGAAGAACAGGCCAAGAAGCAGGCUAAACCGGGAUGGCGACAGCAAAGCUCCUGGAAACCGCACCUCCACCGCACACGGCGCGGCGGCGCUGCAGCAGCACCGGGAAGGCGACGGACGGCAGCUGCCGUCGCUGUUGAUGUCGCCACAGCCGUCGUCGUCAAGCUGCGUCACCGGUGUUACCGGCAAGCCGCCGUCGCUGUUGAUGUCGCCACAGCCGUCGUCGUCAAGCUGCGUCACCGGUGUUACCGGCAUUUCAGACCAAGACGAAGUCAGCAGCAUCAGUAUCAGAGAUGCUCCAGCAGACUCUCAAAGAGAGGCCUAGGCGUGACGAACCUGAAGUUUUUUUGUUUCCUCCUCCUGUUCCUCCCGCUCCGUUGCCAGUACUUUUCCUGGUACCAUACAGUGAUGAGUUAAGCAUCGGGUAAUCAGGUCUAAGGCAAGUCCAGCUCAAGAACGAUCUCGAGAUAUCAAACAGCUGUGCCAUCUGUAUCGGUUGUAACCUGUAAGAUUCGGCAACCUGAAUUAAUCAGGAGCAGUAGUUGCUACGGUUCAGAUGCUGUUUGAA
Molecule: messenger RNA, 1464 nt
Organism: Panicum virgatum (switchgrass)
Lineage: Eukaryota; Viridiplantae; Streptophyta; Magnoliopsida; Poales; Poaceae
Product: NAC domain-containing protein 41-like
Exons: 3
Coding region: 388-1221 (277 amino acids)
Biological process (GO): regulation of DNA-templated transcription
Molecular function (GO): DNA binding
Source: RefSeq, a predicted model, not a curated record